CACACACACUGAGCUUUGGCUUACGACGACGGAUGAACGAAGGGUUGUGUUGGAGCUUGUUGGAUAGACAGAGAAACUCAGCUGGUACCCGGUUACUUGAGCGGCGGUUCAAUGGAACGAGAAGUCAAGUUGAAUGUUUAGGGCUAGAGAGUGAGCUUAAGGGUCAUAGCAGUUGUGUAAACUGCUUGGAAUGGAACAGAGAUGGAACAGUAUUGGCAUCAGGCUCUGAUGAUCAGACUGCAAUAAUUUGGGAUGCUUUGGCUUACAAAAGAAGGUUAACUCACAGAACAGGGCACUCAGGAAAUAUUUUCAGUGUGAAGUUUCUACCUCAAUCUAAUGAUGGUCUGUUGGUGACAGCAGCUGCAGAUGGUGAAAUUCGUCUUCAUGAUUUGAGUCGCGGUGAGGUGAUUGAAGAAUUUCGAUCUAAUGAGAAACGAGUGAAGCGAAUUUCUGUAACACCUGACAUGCCUUAUAUGUUUUGGAGUGCAGCAGAGGAUGGUACAGUCAGGCAAUAUGAUCUAAGAGAAUCUUCAUCUCAGCGUGACAUGAUUCUCAUUAAUCUCUGUUCGGGUUCUAGUCCACAUACAGAAACAAAAUGUCUUAGUCUUAAUCCCACUCAACCACAUCUUCUAGCUGUUGGAUGUAGCGAUCAAUAUGUUCGUUUAUUUGAUAUUCGUAAACUCACUGCAAGACCACAGGCACAGACAAGUCAACCAUAUGCAGAUGAUUCACCAGUCUUCUUUUUCUGUCCUGGUCAUCUUAACGAGCAGAUUACCAAACGUAUGAAACGAUAUCGUCAGUAUGCUGUGACGUAUGUGACAUGGAGUCUGGAUGGGCGAGAGCUGUUGGUAAAUCUGGGAGGCGAACAAGUUUAUUUAUACGAUCUUUAUGACCAUAGACAACCAGUGCACUUUAGUAGCAUGUCUACCAAUAGCACAAGUAAUGGACUUGACAGCACAUCAGGAGAAGAUACAUUUACAGUGGAGCCAAUCUCUGAUCGUGCAUUGCAGUUGAAGCUGGAGGGAAACACUGCUUUUAAGCAACAACAGUACAGUAGAGCCAUCUAUCUGUACAGUGAAGCCAUGAUAUAUUCGUCUAAACAACCUGUACUUCAUGCCAAUAGAGCAGCAGCAUAUCUCAAGCGCCAAUGGUUUGGUGAUGUCUAUGCUGCACUAAGAGAUUGUUACACUGCUCUUUUGUUUGACCCAACUAACCACAAAGCACAUCUGAACAAAGCAAGUUGUUUUCAUCAGCUGAAGUGGCAUCAGUUAGCAAGGCAAUGUAUCCAGCACUUCCAGCAACGCUUCCCAACACGUGCAGCUAAAUCAAGAGAAUUAGCUAGAGAGAUUGAGGAACAUGCCAGCAAGAGCUUGAAGACGUCAAAGAGCAAAGAUUCUACAAAUGGAUCUGAUGUGGAGGCUGAAAGUACUGUAGAGAAAAAGUUUCAACGCCUUGCUCUUGAUUUCAAAUCUCAUUACUGUGGUCAUUGUAAUACAACAACAGAUAUUAAAGAGGCUAGCUUUUUUGGUGGUCAAAGUCAGUACAUUGCUGCUGGUAGUGAUGACGGUCAUUGUUUUAUCUGGGAAAAGAAAACAGCUCGAUUAGUCCAAGUGAUUAAUGGAGAUGAGUCUAUUGUAAACUGUGUUCAACCUCAUCCAAGUCAGCUACUACUGGCUACCAGUGGAAUUGACCCAGUCAUUAGACUAUGGUCUCCUCAUUCACAGAAUUAUGAUAGAAUAGUUGGACAUGCAUCAGUACGUUCAGAAAAUAAUCACAUUGCCAGUAUGGAGAAGAUUGCUGCAGAAAACCAAAAAAGAAUGCGCUCCGAUCCAUUAGAAAUUAUGUUAAUGAAUAUGGGGAUGAGAUUGGGACCACUGAUAAGUGGAGAAUCUGGGGAUGAAGAGGAAGAAGCAGUUCACUGCAGACCAAGCUAAUGUGUGACAAACUCACAAACCAACCUGCAAACUAGUAUAAUUAUAGCAUCAGUGAGUAACUUAUGUAUUGUGCAUCGAGUCAUGAAAUUUGAACUUUAGGGUAGCAGAAGUGUUGUGCCAAUUUUACUUUUCACACUUAUUUGUUGCUGGGUCUGUUUAAGACUGUGAAUUUUGACCACACAAUGUUUGCACAGGAAAUAGGGACUACCAGUACAAUAUAACUUCAGUUUGUUGUCACUACUUGAUGUUCUAUAACCAUGUACUAUUGCAAUUAUUGGUCUGUUAGCUGAUAUGAAUAUUUAGUAUUUGUGUGGA
Corticium candelabrum is the source of this 2249-nucleotide messenger RNA. RefSeq names its product WD and tetratricopeptide repeats protein 1-like. Gene Ontology annotation, molecular function: protein binding. Lineage: Eukaryota; Metazoa; Porifera; Homoscleromorpha; Homosclerophorida; Plakinidae. Gene Ontology annotation, cellular component: cytoplasm; Cul4-RING E3 ubiquitin ligase complex. The record is from RefSeq and is a predicted model, not a curated record. The coding region runs from base 33 to 1934 and encodes 633 amino acids. The transcript is spliced from 8 exons. Gene Ontology annotation, biological process: negative regulation of fatty acid biosynthetic process.